AUGGAGGUCGACAACGUCAACUUCUGGGGCCAUCUGCCCACUAUCCUUGACGCGAUUGCCGAUGCCGAGUUCAUCUCGCUUUCUGUGAUCGGUUAUCCCGAUGCUAUCAUCAAAGCUAACCAGACCAAGGAGGAGCUCUACCAUGAAUUGGUAGAACACUCCAAGGUUUACCACAUCUCCAAGAUUGGCCUGACUUGUUUCCAAUACGACGAGAAGCAAAAGGUCUCAGCAUAUUCUGCGCGUAGCUUCAACUUUGCCAUCACCCCUUGGUUUCUCUCUGCAAACAUUCAGGCGGAACUCAUCGCAAAGACCGUCAAUCGAACGUUUUCCUUUUCAUACGACACCCUUCAACAGUUGGCGACAAACGGCUGGGGUUUCAACGAAGCUUGGGAACGGGGUGUUCCUUACUUGACCCGCUGGGAGGCGCAAACAGUCGAGGAGCGUUUCCUCCAGCCUUGGGAGACCAAGAAGCCAUUGGACAUCAACAAACUAGAUGCCGAGUCCCAGAAAUUUCGGGCAUGGGCCAAUGAGCAGAUCACAUCUUGGCUGAAAGAAGAGAGAUUGACGAACCGCCGCAUUGCACUGACGCGACAGUCAGGAUUUCUCUACGUGGUGGAGGCUCUCCUCGGGGGACAUUUUGCCAACGACAUCGAGCCCGAACUAUGCUUGGCAUACUUAUUGGUGGUGGAUCGUGACUCGCGAAGUCAACUUGUCUCGGCUUUUCGCGACAGACUUAGAGCAGCUGAGAAUAGAAACAGGCUCAGACGACCUAUCCUGCUCAUUCACUCUCAGCUCGACAUGCUGUGUCACUUUUACUCGACAUUUUUGGGCCCACUUCCGGAGACACUCGACGGAUUCACAAAAGAAAUACACGACAUCUUCCCUCGGAUCGUGGACAGCAGGAUUCUGUAUCCCCUCAACAACUAUCCAUCUCACUCGUUCGACAGGCACAAGACUUCAAUUGAGUUCAUAUCUGCCGCAGAGGAAGAGGGAGGACCCGUUGUUACACCAGUACGAGGAUUCGAAUACCAGAACAAGAUGGCUGAAGAACACGGUCUUUACGGCUGGUAUUCCAACCUCGCAUUCCUCAAGGUUGCAGCAAAGAAGCUGCAGAAGGAGCAGUGGCUGAGUAAGACCCGGCCCGAAAAGACGUGCGGAAGCAUGAGAAUGAAGACGAGAAAACCAAGCAAGCUUUUCUUCACUCUCAAUCCCUUUGCGCCCAACAGCAUUAUCAGCCGUCGGUCAAGUAUUUGUUCUUCUGUCGCUUCCGGUAUGACUGGAAGCAUGGUUGACACCCCGCCCAGUGUUUUCGGUGACGGCAGUGAGGAGGAGGAGGAGGAGGAGGAAGAGAAGCAGGAGGCAUCUGAGGUUCAUCGUCUCCCCCCGUGGGGGGCAGUUUUCUGGGAAAAGUUUGGAAACAAAUUGAUCCUCGACAACGGUGAAGUUUUGGCGCUCACCACUUCGAUUCCGCUCAGAAAGACCCGGAUUCGGAAUCUCUAG
This is a messenger RNA of Neurospora tetrasperma FGSC 2508, 1500 nucleotides long. RefSeq lists its product as uncharacterized. Gene Ontology annotation, biological process: nuclear-transcribed mRNA poly(A) tail shortening. Bases 1 to 1500 code for a protein of 499 amino acids. Gene Ontology annotation, molecular function: RNA binding; poly(A)-specific ribonuclease activity. Lineage: Eukaryota; Fungi; Ascomycota; Sordariomycetes; Sordariales; Sordariaceae. Gene Ontology annotation, cellular component: cytoplasm. The record is from RefSeq and is a predicted model, not a curated record. The transcript has 4 exons.